Molecule: messenger RNA, 1092 nt
Organism: Trichomonas vaginalis G3
Lineage: Eukaryota; Parabasalia; Trichomonadida; Trichomonadidae
Exons: 1
Coding region: 1-1092 (363 amino acids)
Source: RefSeq, a predicted model, not a curated record
AUGUACCAUAUUGAUCAAUCCAACAAUGAUAAUCAUCAUCACAUUUAUAAGUGCAGUAUUGUUUCAAAUUUUUGCAAAAACAAAUUAAUUAAUUCGAAUAUUAUUGAAUUUGCUAAUAAAAACAAAGCUGAUUUAUAUGUUGCUAAAUGCAUUAUUGCAAGAAAUGCAGGGUAUUCUUUACUUUCUUCAAAUAUUUGUUCUUUUGAAAAUAAUAUUUCAGAAAAUCUCGUUAAUAUAACAGGAGGAUGCAUUUCUUGCAGACUAUACUUAUUUAAUGAUAUUGGUUCAUAUUCAAUUCCAGAAAUUUGUUCAUUCUCAUAUAUCACAGCUAUUUCUAUUGAAAAGAAAAAAUUCAAUAAUUUGAAACAUAAAAUGCAACCAUUACAAGGUUCUAGUGAUUCAGAUGGCUCUAGCAACAGUGGGUCUUAUCCAAUUAUAACUGAAGUUAAAUUAGCCAAAAACGAUUACUUUUAUCCUAAUGAUAGGUAUUUAAAUGUUACUUUUCAACUAAUAUAUUGGGAUGGUUAUGAACAUGACAAUGCAAUUUAUUAUUCAAUUGAUGGUACAGAGCUUCAUACUAUAGCAUUUAAAGUUAAUAAGAAUGACGACGAAACAAUUAAUAAUUAUUCAAUUGAUGUUGAAAUUCCAGAAAAUAUCAAAUAUGGAAAUCAUUCCAUAACAUUGUAUUAUCAGGAUGAUGAAUACACAUCUAGCGAAUCUGCACAAUUCAAUUUAUACUAUAACAGUCCAAAGUUAAGACUCAGAAGUAAGCCUUUAGUAUCAGACUACGUUUACUUUGACAUAGAAGUCGAAGAUAACGAUAUCAGAAAUAAUAUAACUUUUUAUUACUAUUUUUACUAUUUGCCACAGCAAGAAAGACUAAGAUACAAUGAAACAUUAAAUAUUACAUCAGGAAAAGAAAACUAUCAAAUCAAAAUUGAUUAUCAUAAAUAUAAAAAUUCACAAACACUUAUAUUAUACGGUGUAGACUCUCAUGAACUCAGUUCAAAUGAAGUUCAUGCAAGUAUUGAAAGAUGUCCAGUCUGCAUUGACAAUGCAUAUAGACUGAAAUAUUCUCUGCAUCGGCAUUAA